UCUCCAUACUUUUUGAAGUCUGUACAAUGGCUGCACCAUCUCUUCCUCCGAAGAAGCUGGAAUUACCACCAAAACCAGUUCAAGAACUAAUCAAAACAGAAAGAAAACAAGUUCCUGAAAGAUAUAUUCAACAGCAUUUGAAAAAUCCAGUUGAUCAGCCUGAGAUUAAUUAUAUGGACAGUUCCAUCAUUGAUUUCAGUCUGCUCUCAAAUUCAUCACCAAGGCAACGCGAAGAAUUGCAAAAACUUCGUAAUAAUCUGAGUUCCUGGGGUUGUUUCCAGCUUAUAAAUCAUGGUUGCUCAUCCUCAUUACUUCAUCGACUACGUGAAGUUCAUAAAGAAUUCUUUGCUCUACCUCUAGAGAUGAAAAAGAAGUAUUCAAGAACAUUAGAUUGGAUUGAAGGGUAUGGAAGUGAUACAGUUACUGAAGAUCAGAGUUAUAACUGGAAUGAUAGACUGCAACUAAAAGUUUAUCCUGUUGAGCAGAAGAAUUUCAAAUUCUGGCCCGAGGAAGAUGUACAAAAUUUUAGGGAAACAUUAAACGAAUAUGCGAAGAAUAUGAGGCGAGUAUUAGAAAUUAUCCUAAAAGCCAUAGCAAAAUCAUUAAGUUUAGAAGAAACUACCUUUUACAGAGAAUGUGAAGGAGAACAGGGCAUUUAUAUGCUUGCAAGAUUCAACUAUUAUCCUCCAUGUUCAUCACCGGAUCUUGUUUUCGGCCUUAAACCACAUUCUGAUGUUUCAGCCAUUACCAUUCUUUUGCAAGACAAUGAGGUUGAAGGCCUUCAAGUGCAGAAAGAUGACCAGUGGUUUAAAGUUCCCAUUAUUCCUGAUGCCCUUUUCAUCAAUAUUGGCGACCAGCUGGAGAUAAUGAGCAAUGGUAUACUGAAGAGUGCAAUGCAUAAGGUAGUGAUAGAUAAGGACAGAGAAAGGAUGUCAAUGGCAGUCGCUUGUUCUCCACACCCUGAGAAAGAGAUAGGGCCACUAGGCGAGCUGAUUGACCAGGAAAGACCGCAAUCAUACAAGAAUGUCAAGAAUUAUGUUCGGGUGUACCUCCAAUAUUCUCCAACAGCAGAACGAGCCAUAAAUGCUAUGAAAAUUAAAUAGCAGAAAUGAAUUUUAAAUCAUUCUGGGUGUCUCUAUACAAUGUUCUAUUCACAUCUGAAUCUCUUUGAAAUCUAUAUUAACAGAUUUAAUACAGUAUUGUUAUUGUACUGAACAACACAAGUCAAUUCUGAAGCUAUAAUUAGUACUUCUUUAAGAUACCGGUUACUGCAAUAUCAUGUUAUUAUGUAUUGUGUUCUUGUCUAGAUUCUCUGCUUUCAAAUAAUAUGUAUGGACAAUCAGAAUAAUGAUCACAUUAUGCUUUCAAGUAA
This is a messenger RNA of Amaranthus tricolor (Joseph's coat), 1372 nucleotides long. RefSeq names its product flavonol synthase/flavanone 3-hydroxylase-like. The transcript is spliced from 4 exons. Bases 27 to 1103 code for a protein of 358 amino acids. NCBI's taxonomy places the organism in Eukaryota, Viridiplantae, Streptophyta, Magnoliopsida, Caryophyllales, Amaranthaceae. The record is from RefSeq and is a predicted model, not a curated record.